Penicillium canescens is the source of this 753-nucleotide messenger RNA. Its product is annotated as AA9 family lytic polysaccharide monooxygenase. The record is from RefSeq and is a predicted model, not a curated record. The transcript is spliced from 2 exons. NCBI's taxonomy places the organism in Eukaryota, Fungi, Ascomycota, Eurotiomycetes, Eurotiales, Aspergillaceae. Bases 1 to 753 code for a protein of 250 amino acids.
AUGGCGCUCUCAAAGCUAUCUGUUAUUUUAACACUCUUGGCAUCGGCCUCCCUCGUGGCAAGCCAUGGAUAUAUCUCCAGCAUUCUUGCCAACGGCCAAAACUACACCGGCUAUAUAGUCGAUAAAUAUCCUUACAUGACCUUCCCUCCACACAGCGUCGGCUGGACUACCAAGGCGACAGAUUUGGGCUUCGAAGCCCCAACAGAAUACCAGGACCCAAACAUAAUCUGCCACCGAAGCGGUGUAAACGCCGCCAUCAGCGCACCAGUAACCGCAGGCUCAGACAUCGAACUCCAAUGGACGACCUGGCCAGAUUCGCACCAUGGGCCUGUGAUCACCUACCUGGCAGCAUGUACGAACAAUGAUUGCAGCACGGUCGACAAGACCACACUGAAAUUCUUCAAGAUUGCCGAGAGGGGUCUUGUGGAUAAUUCCGCUGUGCCGGGCACUUGGGCUACCGAUGAGCUUAUUGCGGCUGGGAAUCGGUGGACUGUGACUAUUCCUUCGACUAUUGCUUCUGGUAACUAUGUUAUGCGGCAUGAGAUUAUUGCGCUCCAUUCGGCGGGGCAGUUGGAUGGGGCGCAGAAUUAUCCGCAGUGUAUCAAUCUGCAGGUUACUGGUGGAGGCAGUGAUGUGCCUGCUGGUACACUUGGUGAGGCGCUGUAUACCGAGACCGAUCCCGGGAUUUUGAUUAGUAUUUAUCAAACGCUGAGUGCGUAUGUUAUUCCUGGUCCGGCUUUGUACUCUGCUUGA